UUCUGGAGAAGCUGGGUUAAUAGGAGAUGAAUGGGUCUGUGAACAGCAGGACCUGGUGAAUAUUUGCAUCCAUCACUUGUAGACCUAAACCUAAGAGCAAACUUUGAAUUUCUGCAAAUAAGAGAGCAUGAAUAAGAAAGAGGAGUUAUGCGAGCCCCUCUCAUUGCAGUUUACGAUUGAUAAUAUCCUUAAAAUGAAGUCAGACACUACAGUGUUUGACUUUAACCAUCGUAAGAAUCACAAAUUGAAAAUCAGAAAUGAAGCUUCAACAACAGGCUUCCCUCCAAGAGCUGAUGGAGAUGAGACGGACUCUGUGUGUGGACUGGAAGAGCAGGAGAAAAUCCAUCUGGAGCGGUUGGCUUUCGAUUAUCACCGCAGGAGUAGUAAACCUUGUACCGGUACUCACAUUGUAGUGAACCCCAAGAGAGUCCAGAACCCAGACAGUGGACAAAACUGCUUAUCCAAUAAUAGCAAAUGUUUAAGGAAGAGUAAAUUGCUGUUAAAGAAGAAGACUCGCACGAUAUUUUCAAAGAGCCAGAUCUUUCAGCUGGAAUCCACAUUUGACAUGAAGAGGUACUUGAACAGUGCUGAACGUGCUUGCUUAGCUACAUCCUUGCAGCUAACUGAAACUCAAGUGAAAAUAUGGUUCCAGAACCGACGAAAUAAACUGAAAAGACAGAUGUCACUUGAUGUUGAGUGCCCAAUAUCGGCGCAGCCGAUGGCUGUGGAACAAUGUCACACAGAACUUACAACGCCCUUUCUUGCUCUGUACAAAAACCGUCGAUUUUUGCACCCCUACCCGUUGUCCGCUGCUUCGUCUUUUCCAGUCAUUUUUCCUGGGAGUCCCGCACCUUAUCUUUGCUUUCCUUCCACCAACAAAUUCUUAAGUUUCUUGGAUGGUGACCUAUAGCAAUGGACGCACAUUUGCUCACCAUGUUAUUAACUGCAGCCUACCUUCCACAGCCCCUGAGACAAAGGUUAAUAUUGUCCACAUGUUACACCUUUUCCUGUUCACAACUGCUCGGCAGCUUAUGUACUGCAUCCUCAAAUGGCUGCCUAGAAGGGUGAAGUGAGAGCUUAUUUUAAUAAUAAAUAUUACGCACUGCAAGUGACCACUCACAUAUGAAAGCGGCCACCGCAACAAUUGUUCCUAUACUAGGUGGGAAAUAUAUAUUGUACAAAACAAGGCUCGAGAGAGAGGAGAAAAGAUUAAGACACGGAGAGUGACUGUUAACUGCGAUUUUGCACUUAUUACAUUGUUUAUAUAGUAACAAAAUCAUUUUCACUGGACAAUCGGACAUUUCCUAGGGCUACAAAGAAAUUAGAAACACUAUAAUUUGAUGUGGAACAUGAGAAAUAUGGUUUAUAUUCUUUACAACUUCUGUAGUGCAAACAGGACCGCUGAAUGAAUAAUUAGAGAGAAAAUAAUUGAGAUGAUUAAACAUUUGAUUCUUCACGGUGUUAACUUUGAAUAACCAUGGUUUUAAACCUUUGUUUUUAUUUUAAUUGUAUACUCUUAAACCAAAGAUACAGCUUCAUACUUGUGAGUUUUUUUAACAAUAUGCAGUGGAUUUCUUUUUGUAAAUGAUAGCGUAUGUAUUUAAUCAAUGAUUUGGCGAGAUAUUAUCAUAUUUCAGAAUCUGCAAUAACUACAUUUAAUCCAUUUUAAGGCAUAAUAUGUCCAACCAUGUUUAAGAUUUGUACAUUGUUUUUGUCGACUUAACCAAGUACACACGUAGCUGCCAUGCAUUAAGUUACCCCUUGGAUGUUACUGGAGUUGUUGAGUCAUAUGUAGUCAAAGAUACAUGUUUUCCAAACUUGUGAAAAACACCACUAAAUGCAAUUAGCAUGAUUUGUUAAAGCUGACAGAUUUAACUCCCCACAUCUGUAUGGAGUAUGGAAGUGAGGCAGCAUUAGUCAAAAAGACUUACUGUAAACAUCUUUUUCAUGCUAUAUUGCGAAAAUAAUGUUUCUAGGGUUUCAUUUACUAUUGCAAUAUGAUAAUACAUUCAUAAUGUUACUGAAAUAUGUACUAUUUUUAACGUUCUGAAUUCUCUUAGUUGAGCAGUUGGAAUAAAUAUUCACUUUAUGUUUUAGUACUUAUUUUACA
Molecule: messenger RNA, 2110 nt
Organism: Protopterus annectens (West African lungfish)
Lineage: Eukaryota; Metazoa; Chordata; Ceratodontiformes; Protopteridae
Product: homeobox protein koza-like
Exons: 2
Coding region: 128-910 (260 amino acids)
Biological process (GO): regulation of transcription by RNA polymerase II
Cellular component (GO): nucleus
Molecular function (GO): DNA-binding transcription factor activity, RNA polymerase II-specific; RNA polymerase II transcription regulatory region sequence-specific DNA binding
Source: RefSeq, a predicted model, not a curated record